Messenger RNA from Penicillium robsamsonii, 1356 nucleotides. RefSeq names its product FAD-dependent monooxygenase pyr5 (gene pyr5). The record is from RefSeq and is a predicted model, not a curated record. Gene Ontology annotation, molecular function: FAD binding. NCBI's taxonomy places the organism in Eukaryota, Fungi, Ascomycota, Eurotiomycetes, Eurotiales, Aspergillaceae. The annotation marks the transcript as partial. The transcript is spliced from 5 exons.
AUGACACUCAAGGUUUUUACCUACCCAUUCCCUUCUGCCAUUGAGAGCAUCAUGAAAGUCAUCAUUGUCGGAGGAUCCAUCGCUGGCCUCUCCCUCGCCCACUGCUUGGAAAAGGCCAAGAUUGACUAUGUCAUCCUAGAGAAGAAGAAGGAAAUUGCCCCCCAGGAAGGCGCAUCCAUUGGUAUUAUGCCCAAUGGCGGUCGGAUCCUGGAACAGCUUGGGCUAUACGACCAAAUUGAGGAACUGGUCGAGCCUUUGGUGAAGGCACAUGUAACCUACCCCGAUGGGUUUGGCUUUACAAGUCAAUAUCCUGCACUGAUACAGCAGCGGUUUGGCUAUCCACUUGCAUUCUUGGAUCGGCAGAAGUUACUGCAGAUUUUGGCGACUGAAUCAGUCCAAUCCAGCCGACUGAAACUAGAUCGCAAGGUCGAGAGCAUUGAGACCUCUCCGGGUGGCGUCAUGGUGAGAACGAGCAACGGACACACCUAUCAGGGCGAUCUUGUCGUCGGAGCAGAUGGAGUGCACAGUCGGGUACGAGCGGAGAUGUGCCGAUUGGCCAAUGCCUCGCAUGAGGACAUCUUUGGGGGUGAAAACAAAGCGUUUACGAUCAACUAUGCCUGCAUCUUUGGAAUCUCGUCACAGGUCGAUCAAUUGGACCCCGGGGAGCAAAUUACCUGUUACAAUGACGGGUGGAGUAUCCUUAGUGUGAUCGGACAGAAUGGCAGGAUCUAUUGGUUCCUCUUUAUCAAGCUGGAGAAGGAGUACAUCUAUGAUGGAUCACAGAAAAGCCUGCCCCACUUCAGCCGCGAAGAUGCCCGAGCUCAUUGCGAGAGACUGAGACACGAGCCGGUCUGGAGAGAUGUCAAAUUCGGUCAGGUCUGGACUCAAUGUGAGGUCUUCCAAAUGACACCAUUGGAAGAAGGUUUACUCGGAAAAUGGCACUGGAGAAACAUCAUCUGCAUUGGAGACAGCAUGCAUAAGUUCGCACCGCAUAUCGGACAGGGUGCCAACUGCGCUAUCGAGGACGCAGCUCAGCUCAGCAACAGUUUGCACACUUGGCUGUACGCUUGUGAAAAAGACUAUAAAUCAGAAACCGAUGAUCUACCGGAGGUUCUGGCUAGAUUUGUCGAAAAUCGCCUUCGUCGACUAGGGCCGACGGCCAUGGCCGCUCGAUCUGCCAUGCGUCUCCAUGCGCGGGAAGGGCUCAUGAACCGGAUCCGAGGACGCUAUCUCUUGCCCUACGCUGGCGAUAAGCCGGCCGACUGGGCCUCCCGAGGAAUUGCGGGUGGUAUUAUCUUGGAUUUUGUAGAACCACCCGCGCGGUCUGGCCCUGGCUGGAUUCAAUUCAGCCAGUCU